AUGAACACCACCCGAACUGUGUGCACAACAUCUUUAGCGCCCAGCCUUAGCAGGGCCAUUCAUCAGACACUUUGUUCACAAUCGUCCAAGCAUGCCCUCAGAGCUAGUUACUCGAUUGGACUCAACGCAAACAGACAAUUCUCGACAAGUAGGCAAUCACAUAUCGAGUUCUUCCCACCAGCCAAAGAGACACAAAACAUCAAGUACACACCACCAGCAUGGCCACAUCCAGAGAUAACGGAGAAGCAGCUGAACGGCAUCGAAGCUUUUGUACAUCGUGACUGCCAGACUCUAUCUGAUAAGGUUGCCUACGGGAUGGUCAAGACAGCCAGAUUCUGGAUGGAUUUGUUCUCUGGCUAUCGACACGAUGAAACAAAACCAUACGUGAUGAACGAACGCAAAUGGUUCACACGCUUCAUCUUCCUCGAGACAAUCGCAGCUGUACCGGGCAUGACUGCAGGUAUGCUCAGACACUUCCGCAGUUUACGUCGAAUGAAACGUGACAAUGGCUGGAUCGAAACUUGUUUAGAGGAUGCUUACAACGAGCGCAUGCAUCUGCUCACCUUUAUGAAGAUGGCCGAGCCAGGCUGGUUCAUGAAGAUGAUGAUCCUGGCUGCGCAAGGUGUCUUCGCUAAUGGCUUUUUCCUGGCCUAUCUCGUGUCGCCAGCUACUUGUCACAGAUUCGUUGGGUAUCUCGAAGAGGAGGCAACAAACACUUACACCAUGGCCAUACAAGAUCUGGACAAGGGUCUGAUACCAGCUUGGAACAAAUUACAAGCACCAGAUAUUGCUGUCAAAUACUGGAACAUGCCCGAAGGACACCGAACUAUGCGAGAUCUUCUGCUGUAUGUCAGAGCAGAUGAAGCAAAGCAUAGGGAGAUUCAUCACACACUCGGCAAUCUCAACCAGGCCGAGGACCCAAAUCCAUUCGUGUCAGAAUACAAGGACGCCUCGAAACCGCAUCCCAGUAACGGUUUCGAGAAUCUGAGGAGCAAAGGAUGGGAGAGAGAAGACGUGGUGUAA
Lithohypha guttulata is the source of this 1023-nucleotide messenger RNA. RefSeq names its product inducible alternative oxidase 2 (gene AOX2). The coding region runs from base 1 to 1023 and encodes 340 amino acids. Gene Ontology annotation, cellular component: mitochondrion. The transcript has 2 exons. Gene Ontology annotation, biological process: alternative respiration. The record is from RefSeq and is a predicted model, not a curated record. Lineage: Eukaryota; Fungi; Ascomycota; Eurotiomycetes; Chaetothyriales; Trichomeriaceae. Gene Ontology annotation, molecular function: alternative oxidase activity.